AAACCCACCAAAUGAACGGUGAAAGGGCGGGCAUAGACUGAUAGGCUACUCUGUCCAUACAUAUUAAGAUUCCUUGUCCUUUCGGUUCUUCCAAAAACCGUCUACCAUGCACACAUCUGCAACACCAAAUGUACAAAUCGCAGUCACAUGUGGGUCUCUUAAUCAAAACACCUUCGCAAGUGGGUCGCCACUCGCCACAGAUCCCAAUACAUAUUUGAUAUUCUCAUACAACGCACUCUUCAAUUAUUGCACUGCUUCACAAAUCACGAUCUCUUCUUGCUCAUCAGGAAAAAUGUGGAACUGCCUUCCCUUCGAUCUCCUGUCCAAAAUCUUCUCUUUGCUCGCUCCAGACUCUCUGGCGCGUGCGAGGUCAGUUUGUGGGCAUUGGCACGAGUCUGGAAAGUUGAAUCCUUUAACGACGACCCGGAAUUUCCCGGCAUGGUUUGUGGGGAUGCCCGCCCGGAAUCGAGGUCAGUACUGCUACAUUCACAAUCCGGGUAUGGAUACUUGGCAUGAACUCCAUCUCAACUUCUUACCCGACCCGGUAAGGCAGUUCCGGCAGCUGCCAUUAUUGAACGUCGCCAGAACUAACCCAGCUGUGGGAGUUCUGGUCAUGGGCCGAGGCCCAUUUCCCUUUUUCCAAGUCUACGUGGCUGGUGGGAUGUCUGAUUUGCCAUCUGGCAGCGCCACAUAUGAGUCCACAUUAGAAAUGUACAACUCCAGGAAUGACACGUGGCAAAUAGUUGGAUCCAUGCCCAUGGAGUUCGCGGUAAGGCUAACGGUUUGGACUCCCAAUGAGUGUGUGUACUCAAACGGGGUACUCUAUUGGAUGACCUCAGCCCGGGCCUAUAGCGUAAUGGGCUUCGAGAUUGGGCCGAAUAUAUGGAUCGAGCUUCGUGUGCCAAUGGCAGACCGGCUCGAGUUUGCGGCCCUAGUAGAGCGCAAUGGGAGGUUGACACUUGUCGGCGGCACGUGUGGGAGUGACGCUUGUGUUUGGGAGUUAAGUGAGGGAUAUAGUUGGGUUUUAAUUGAUAAGGUGCCAAUUGAGUUGAGUGUGAAGCUUGUGGGGGAUAAGAGAAAUUGGUGUGGUGCUAAAUGUGUUGGAAGCAAAGGUGCAAUUUGUUUGUAUAGGGACCUUGGAUCAGGAAUGAUUGUUUGGAGAGAAGUUGGAGAGAAUGGUAUGUGGGAGUGGAAUUGGGUAGAUGGGUGUUGUUUUGUUAGAGGGAAACAAGUGCAUAAUAUGCAAAUAAAAGGUGUGCUUUUGUACCCUGAUCUUGCUACCUCAUGUAAUGAAAUGUGCAAAUGAAGUCUUUUCAUUGUCUA
Messenger RNA from Tripterygium wilfordii, 1323 nucleotides. Its product is annotated as F-box only protein 6-like. Bases 107 to 1306 code for a protein of 399 amino acids. The record is from RefSeq and is a predicted model, not a curated record. Lineage: Eukaryota; Viridiplantae; Streptophyta; Magnoliopsida; Celastrales; Celastraceae. Gene Ontology annotation, molecular function: protein binding. The transcript is spliced from 2 exons.